This is a messenger RNA of Humulus lupulus (European hop), 2535 nucleotides long. Its product is annotated as cellulose synthase-like protein G3. Bases 23 to 2287 code for a protein of 754 amino acids. Gene Ontology annotation, cellular component: trans-Golgi network; plasma membrane. The record is from RefSeq and is a predicted model, not a curated record. The transcript has 6 exons. Gene Ontology annotation, biological process: plant-type primary cell wall biogenesis; cellulose biosynthetic process. Gene Ontology annotation, molecular function: mannan synthase activity; cellulose synthase (UDP-forming) activity. NCBI's taxonomy places the organism in Eukaryota, Viridiplantae, Streptophyta, Magnoliopsida, Rosales, Cannabaceae.
AUUCUUGUUAAAACAAAAAAAAAUGGAGGCUCUACGACGUCGUUUGAGCACAACCGGAGCUCCUCCACUCCACAAGGCGGAGCUCUCCCGACUCACCAUCCCUAACCGAAUCUUCGCGGCGGUUUACGCCUCCGCCGUCGUCACAUUACUCUAUCACCACGCUGUAACACUAGCAUCACUCCUCUUCCACUACUCUACUUCCACUAAGAUCUCCUCCUUGUUCAUUUCCACCGCCUUUCUCAUAUCCGACGUCGUUUUGGCCGUCGUAUGGACCACAACGCAGUCGUUUCGGAUGCGUCCCAUCCACCGUGAGGAGUUCCCGGAGAAAAUUAAUACCCUUCUGAAUGACAAAGAGUGCGAGGAGGAGUUUCCGGCGAUUGACGUGUUCGUGUGUACGGCGGAUCCGUACAAGGAGCCGCCUAUGAACGUGGUCAACACGGUGCUUUCGGUUAUGGCUUACGAUUAUCCGGCGGGGAAGGUUUCGGUUUAUGUUUCCGACGACGGUGGCUCCGCUUUGACCCUCUUUGCUUUCGUGGAGGCUGCUAAGUUUGCUGCUCACUGGUUGCCGUUUUGUAGAGAAAACGACGUCGUUGAUAGGUGUCCCGAGGCCUACUUUGCUUCUGCUAAUCUUUCUUCUUCUUCGGACAUUGAGAGAAUUAAGAUAAUGUAUGAAAGCAUGAAAGUGAGAGUAGAAAAUGUAAUUGAAAUGGGAAAAGUUGGUGAUGAAAACAUUAUUGGAGAAGAAGAACACCAAGCUUUCAACAAAUGGACAGGUGAAUUUACGCGACAAGAUCAUCCCACAGUUAUUCAGGUUAUAUUGCACAAAAGUAAAAAUAAAGAUAUCACAGGUCAUGUAAUGCCGAACCUCAUCUAUGUAGCGAGAGAGAAGAGAAGAACUUCGAUCCACAAUUUCAAAGCCGGUGCCCUCAAUGCCCUAAUUCGAGUAUCAGCCACAAUGACCAACUCCCCAAUAAUUUUGACCCUUGAUUGUGACACCUACUCUAAUGAUCCCCAAACCCCUAUGAGAGUCCUAUGCUACUUUUUAGACCCAAAAAUUGAACCCCAAAUUGGGUACAUUCAAUUUCCUCAACGAUUUCAUGGGAUCAACAAGAGUGACACUUAUGCUUGUGAGUUCAAAAGAUUGUUCACCAUCAAUCCUUUUGGAAUGGAUGGGCUUUUGGGCCCAAAUUAUGUGGGAACUGGAUGCUUCUUCAAAAGACGGGCUUUCUUUGGGGGCCCAUCAAAUUUAGUUUUGCCAGAGAUGAUUGAAAUAGGCCCAGAUAAUGUUGUCAACAAGUCUAUUCAAUCUAAACAAGUAUUGGAUAUGGCCCACUUUGUUGCUGGUUGCAAUUAUGAGUACCAAACCCAAUGGGGUUAUAAGGUUGGUGUAAGAUAUGGAUCAUUAGUAGAGGACUUCUUCACUAGUUAUCAUCUACAAUGUGAGGGUUGGAAAGGAAUUUUCUGCAAUCCAAAAAGAGCAGCCUUCUAUGGAGAUUCCCCUAUUACCCUAAUUGAUGUGCUGACUCAGCAUAAACGAUGGGCCAUAGGCCUACUUGAGGUCCUUUUCUCUAAAUAUUGUCCCAUUAUCUUUGGAACAAGGUUUAUGGGCCUUAUUAUGGGCUUCGCAUACAGCCAUAAUUCAUUGUGGCCCAUUUGGUCCAUUCCUGGUGUCAUAUAUGCAUUUCUACCUCAACUAGCUCUCAUCAAUGGAGUCUCUGUUUUCCCAAAGGUUUCCGAGCCAUUGUUUAUUUUGUAUAUAUUUCUUUUCAUGGGAGCCUAUGGUCAAGACCUAUUAGACUUUAUCAUAGAUGAAGGAACAUUCCAAAGAUGGUGGAAUGAUCAAAGAAUGUGGAUGAUAAAGACUCUCACUUGUUUUCUAUUUGGUUCAAUUGAAUACUCAUUGAAAUCCUUAGGCAUUUCCUCACACAAUUUCAAUGUCACGAGCAAAGUAAUUGAUUUUGAACAGAGCAAAAGGUAUGAACAAGGAGUCUUUGAGUUUGGGCUCCAUUCUCCCAUGUUCGUGACCUUAACAAUGGCUGCAAUGACCAACUUGGUUGCGCUGGUUUGGGGGCUGAAACUUACAUUUUUGGGGGACAAAAGUGCCUUUGAUGAACUUUUCAUGCAAGUGAUCAUAGCAGCUUUUGUGGUGGUGAAUUGCAAACCUAUUUAUGGUGCCAUACUUUUGAGGAGUAGUAGUAAAGGAGGUAUUCCUACCAAAACCACUUUGCUUUCCAUGCUUUUAGCCUCUUCUUUCUUUCUAUUAGCUUUUUUUAGUUUCACAAUCUAAUAAAAAGUUAGGAGAUACUCUGGUGCACCCCCCAAAAAGGGUAUGUUGGUGCAUCUCUUUGGUGUUUUUGGUUUGGGAAGUAUUUUUAGGGAAUUUUUUUUAUGAUUGUAUGCAUUGUAGUUAUUUAGAGUAUUCUGUAAUUUUCAAAAAAUUCUGAAUAAUUUACUGUGCCGAAAAUAAGGUUCAAACAGAUUAUUUUUCACUCGCAUAAAAAAAACAGUAAGGGAUGCAACAAACUAUUUGAACUU